Molecule: messenger RNA, 4112 nt
Organism: Notothenia coriiceps (black rockcod)
Lineage: Eukaryota; Metazoa; Chordata; Actinopteri; Perciformes; Nototheniidae
Gene: flrt3
Product: fibronectin leucine rich transmembrane 3
Exons: 3
Coding region: 954-2906 (650 amino acids)
Molecular function (GO): protein binding
Source: RefSeq, a predicted model, not a curated record
CGUGCACCAACGUCCUUGCACAGCCUACAGAUUGUGUAUGUGUGUGGGGAGCACCAGUAAACAGAGCAGUGCUGCUAAAGAUAAACUCCAAAUAGCUCUAGCCUUGUGAGUGAGAGGGGCUCUUUUGGAUUUGAAUUGAAGUCCUCCUGGAUUGGAUUAUAUGUUUUUCCCCCGUUGUGAACCCCAAUUUAAGAGGAUACCUGUUACUUUCCCUUUUUUUGGUUGAUUAUAGAGAACAUCACCCAGGUGUGAGGAGGGCACAGAAUAAGACAAGCUGCAGAUGAGUGAGGGAGGCUGGGCCCAGGAGGAAAGGGGAACAUUGGCUAUCUCCUACAGAAAAAGGGACCAUAGCCCUGGAUUAAUGCGUAUACAGGCUCGGCAAGGGAGCAGAGGAUUCUGGGUUACCUGAAGACCUGGAGUACACGAGUGAAAAGGCCUGUAUUGAGCCUGUGGCACAGAGGAUUGGCAUGGCUCAGACCAGCUUUGGGUCAACUCAUCAUGCCUGUUGGGCUUGAUUGCAGAAAGGAGCCUGUGCUGAAGCUCACUCCUUCCAACACCCGGAGCAUUUUACUACACUCAAAAAAUCUCCUUUGCAGUUAUGGCUGUUGAGCUCAACACCCAUUAGGAUUUUUAAUAUUACCUGAGAGCGCAUGUUUUAUCUGUAAGAGGAGAUGCUUUUUCUACAGGCUUAUCUGCCAUGGUAAAGGCAUUGAAAGUAUGAGCCUCUGACUACACAGAGGAGGUCUUCGUCCAAACAAGGAUCAGCUCAGCAAACACUGACCUGGUCAGGAUAUCACCAGAAACCCCUUUGGACAAACAUUUCCUUUCAGAUAGGAUAAGAGCAAAUUCAAGAGGAAAGCCUGAUUGGAUUUUUGUUGGCUGGAAAGGAUUUACCCCAUCGUAUAAAUCAGGGGCCCUUGAGUGAUUAGACUGCCAGGCAACACAGCUUCAAGAUGGUGCCUCAAUGCAAGGCCUUUAUCCUCUUCAUCAUCAGGGUCGGGCUGCUGCUGGGUCUUGCUAACCCCCUGGUGACCUCCACCUCGUGUCCCUCAGCCUGCCGCUGCGAUGGGACCUUCGUCUACUGCAAUGACCGUGGCCUGACUUCCAUCCCAACUGGUAUGCCCAAGGAUGCUACAGUGCUCUUCCUCCAAAACAAUCGCAUCAAGAGUUCGGGCAUUCCUGCAGAGCUCCGCACGCUGACAAAUGUGGAGAAGAUUUACCUUUACGGCAACAAUCUGGAUGAAUUCCCCACUAACCUUCCUCUUGGGUUAAAAGAGCUCCACCUUCAGGAGAAUAAUGUUCGGAUGAUUACCCAUUCCACUUUAGCUCAAAUUCCCUACAUUGAGGAACUACACCUGGAUGAUAACUCGGUAUCUGCAGUCAGCAUUGAGGACGGGGCCUUCAGGGACAGUAGUUACCUCAGACUGCUUUUUCUCUCAAGAAACCACCUGAGCACCAUCCCUUCAGGCCUACCCAUGAGCAUUGAGGAGCUGCGCUUUGAUGACAACCGCAUCUCCUCCAUCUCAGAGCAGUCGUUGCAAGAUCUCAUCAACCUAAAGCGACUAAUCCUGGAUGGUAACUUGCUCAACAACCGUGGGAUUGGGGAGAUGGCUCUGAUCAACCUGGUCAAUCUGACCGAGCUCUCGCUAAUGAGGAACUCCUUGACAUCGCCCCCAGCCAACUUGCCAGGCAACAGUUUGGAGAAGCUGCAGCUACAAGAUAAUCACAUUAAUCGGGUCCCGCCUGGGGCUUUUGCCUUCCUUAGGCAGUUGUAUCGCCUGGACCUGUCUGGCAACAACCUGAGCAGCCUCCCACAUGGUGUGUUUGAAGAUCUGGACAAUCUCACACAGCUCCUGCUACGCAACAAUCCCUGGCAAUGCACUUGCAGGAUGAAAUGGGUGCGUGACUGGCUGCGAUCGUUGCCAUCUAAGGUGAAUGUACGUGGCUUUAUGUGCCAGGGUCCAGAUAAGGUCAAAGGCAUGGCAAUUAAAGACCUAACUACAGAACAGUUUGACUGCUCCGAUUCAGAAAUCAUUCACACCUACGAGACAAGCACAGUCUCCAACACUCUACGCCCCACACAGCCUCAGUGGCCCUCGUUUGUGACUAAAAGGCCUGUAGUAAAAAGGCCCGACUUUGGUAAGAAUUACCACAGCACUACCACUUCUUCGGGCAGAAAGAUCAUCACCAUCAGUGUGAAGUCAAGUAGUGCAGACGCAAUACACAUAUCAUGGAGAGUGUCCCAGCCCAUGACCGCCCUACGGCUCAGCUGGCUGAAGCUGGGACACAGUCCUGCCUUUGGCUCCAUCACUGAGACCAUUGUGCAGGGGGAGAGGAAGGAGUACCUGCUCACGGCACUGGAGCCAGAGUCUUCCUAUAGGAUAUGUAUGGUUCCCAUGGAGACCAGCAACAUUUACCUGUCAGAUGAGACGCCAGUUUGCAUCGAGACAGAGACUGGUUCUCACAAAUCAUACAACCCGACUACAACUUUAAACAGAGAGCAGGAGAAAGAGCCGUACAAAAAUUCCAGUCUGCCUUUGGCUGCUAUCAUUGGAGGGGCUGUGGCUCUUUUGGCAAUAAUCAUGUUGGCACUGGUGUGUUGGUAUGUCCACAGGAACGGUUCGCUUUUUUCCAGGAAUUGCACCUACAACAAAGGCCGAAGGAGAAAGGAUGACUAUGCUGAGGCUGGCACUAAGAAGGACAACUCCAUCCUUGAAAUACGAGAGACUUCUUUUCAAAUGAUACCUAUAAAUCACCUUCCGGUGUCCAAGGAGGAGUUUGUGAUACACACGAUUUUCCCGCCUAAUGGCCUGACAUUAUACAAAAGCCCACAUAACGAGAACAGUAUUAACAACAGGAGCUACAGAGACAGUGGAAUACCAGAUUCAGACCAUUCCCAUUCAUGAUAUUGCGCAUGGCCAUUCAUGAUGAGUGCGUGACAUAAACAGAGUGGCAAGACUUUUACAAAACACUGGAUCUAUAAGACUAAGGAAGCAAUGUUCUGUACAUUUGCCAUAUAAUUUAUAUUUAAGGACAUUUUAUGAGGACGAAGAAAGUUCCAGUUGCAGGCAAUCACUGAACCAUCAGUGGGUAUUGUAACUAACUGCAAUUCUAUAUUUUAGGAAUUUGUAGUAAUUUGUACUGUAUUUCCUUUGCUUAAGGUUAUUGACCAACUAAAAGAAACUCUGUGUUCUACUGAGAUAUGAUGACUUGUCAACUGUGAAAGUGGGUUUUCAUUGCCGUGUUGAACAAUCAGACCUUAGAAAACCUUGUAGUAUAAGCACAGGUCAUUCUUUUAACUUUGUGGCUGUCUGAAAAACAAAAAGGCAAAAAAAUGACAUAAAGUAAACUAAGGCACAGCUGAUCAACUAGUUUGCAAAGCAGGCAUGUUGCCCUCGAAAAGAAUGAGCAGUCAGUAGCUGUCUCCAUAUAAUAAGGACCAAGAGUCCUGCUCUAGUAUUCACCUGGUAUGGAUAACAAAUAACUAAAGAUGAGGUGCCAUGCUUUAUUUCUCUGCUUUGUUCAGUGUGUGAUUUUUCUUUCUGUUUAGCAAGAAGAGGAAACACAGCAAAGCAACCCAAGCAGGGUCCAGUGUUUGAUAGGAUUGUAGACCACAGCACAGGUCAGAAAAAGCACACAGACCUUAAGGAGCUCUCUGCUUCUCAAAACAAGUAGACUGGACAGGCUGAAACAGAGGACCCCCCACCAUCUCUAUUUGUACAAGCCAACAAUGGCCAAACGACAAUGGCGGCAUUCUUUAGUACCAUGUACCCUACGUCAUUCUAGUCACCAGGCCGAAAAGAGAAAACAUGUUCGAUUUCAUUAGAAUUACAACCGUGUCAGCAACUCCUUGUUAUGAGUAUUAUUUUGUAUUGUUUUCCAAAUGAACACACUAUUAUGUUACCACAAUUUGAAGUUAACUGUUCUUAACAAUUGAAAACCAAAGUGCAUUGUAUGCCCUUUGGCCAGUCUUGUAUGUGCCUUGAUCCAAUGCUUAUUGUAUUUAGCUUUUUAAGAAACCAGUGACUUUUUUUCAUACACACUUGAAUAUGAAAAGAUAUUGGUCAUAUUACAGAAUAAAAGUGGACAAAAAUAACCUUGGUCUUCCUUAU